AUGGAAAGAUCGAGAUACCCCACCAACGUUGAAUACACAACCACACCUCAGCCAAGAUGGGGAAAUCAAAACCCAGAAAUCGUGCGAAGAAUCGCAACAACCCUACUGCCAGAGAAGUGAAGCCACCGACUGAUCCAGAGCUUGCUGCCCUCCGACAAGAGCGCGUCCUACCGGUCCUCAAAGACCUGCAGAGUCCCGAUCUCAAGACCAGGUCGACCGCAGCCCGUGCAAUCACGAACCUUAUUGAGAAUAACAAGACCCGAAAGCUGUUACUGAGAGAACAGAUUGUCAAGAUCCUGCUUGAGCAGACAUUGACUGAUUCAAAGCCAGAGACAAGAGCUGAUGGUUGGGGUAUUCUGCAAAAUCUGGUGCUGGAGGAGGACAGUGAUUUCUGUGUCUAUUUGUUCAGACAGGACAUUCUAACUGCAAUUGAGUGUGGUGGCAAGUCGAUACUUGAGACGCUCGAUUCUGAGAAAGUUCCUUUCAAGAACCUCUCAAAACCGGAGAAGGAGCUUGUCUGGACCCUGGCUAGUUCCCUAAUUAGCCUUAUCUCAUCUCUUUCCGAAGCUCAGAACGAGAUCAACCAAGCUAUCUCCAACCGCUUCACGAUCAGCCAAUUCCUAAUUGGCGCAGUCACCAAAGGCGAAGCACCUGACUACAUCGUGCUUGAAGUAUUCAACUGCAUGGCAAUUCUGUUGGAGGACAACAAAGCACUAGCGCAGCAAGUGAAGGAGCGUGAGGAGAUUUUCUUGGAUUACUUGAUUAUAGUCAAGCAGGAAACCGACAACAAGGACUACGCCGAUAUGAAAGGGGUUGGUGCCUGCCAAGUGCUUCACAACCUCUUCAACUCCUUGACUUGGUAUGACCACAACACGCCAGAGCAAGGUGCAUCAGAUGCAGGUCUCAUUCCCACCCUGGUACGUGCUAUGAAUCAAACCAAAAUUCGAACCACUACUCUUAAGAACGGGGAUUCCAAGCACUCAAGCCCGGAUCAAGUCAUCCAACUGGCUUUGGAGCUCACCGCAGCUAUUGCAACAAGUCUUCAAGACGCAUUGGAGCAUGCAAGCCAGCCUAAAAAUGGCAAAAAGGAGGGACAAUUUGCAGGAAUCGUCAAAAAGGAAGAGGAAUUUGAAGGGUUCGAUGACACUGAAAUGACGAAUGAGGCCUCAGAGGUGAAGGAUGAGGAAGACUUAGUAGACUUGGAUGCGCCAGAAUACGAGAAUGGUGAGAUGAAUGAAGAGGAGAUCGCUGAUGACAUGGAGUUGGUUGUUGGCGAGGGAUCAGACGAUGACGAGACUACGAACGAAACAGCUACCCUGGAUCUCUUGAUACAAACCGCAGCUCCUCAAAUCAUCAGUCUCCUCCUUCAGAACAACGGCAACAGGAGCCACGCUCUAUCGGCACUCAAUAAUAUCGCCUGGGCUGUCUCCGUCAUUGAUUUCUCAGAGCAACUUCUGAAGAAGGAUCAUUAUCUGGAGAGCAUCUAUGUGCUCUGGGUACCGGUGGCUCAGCGCAUUUGGGAUCAAAUCGUUAGUCCAUUUCUGUCUUCCAACUCGGCGGACAUCGGACUGGCUUCGGUCAUCACAAGUAUCGCCUGGGCACUGUCUCGCUGUGUCAAAGGCGAUAUCAAUAUUCAGCCUGGUGAACAGCGGAAGUUAAUGGCAUUGCAUCAUUCCUCUAAGGUCAUGAUUGGAGAACGAGAGGAGGAACUAGCCAAUGCGGUAGAUGGUGGCGACGAUCCAUUCCAGAGUUUGGGCGUCAAGUGCAUCGGUGCUCUUGGAAGUCUCGCACUGCACCCUGCUUCAAUCGAUCUGAACAGUGACAUUGGCAUCUUCCUUUUGACCUUACUGUCUGGUCUACCAGAUGUCGCACCCGCGGAAGCUGUCGAGGCACUAAACCAGAUUUUCGAGAUCUAUGGGGACGAGAAUUAUGCAUUCGAUGAGCCAGUGUUCUGGGGAAACGAUUUCUGCAGGCGCCUUGAGGGCAUCCAACCCAAGUUGAAGAUGAAAGCGAAGAGCAUCGAUAAGCGUCUCCUUCCCGAGCUUCGUGACCAGGUCGACGAGGCCGUCCACAACCUACAUCGGUUCUUGAGUUACAAGCGCAGAUCCAAGGCGGCUGGUACAUUGCACCUCGCCAUGAGAUGAUGGCUUGCAGGAAUCUUUCUGGUCUUCAUUGGCGUUCUGUGCUUGGAAAGAAAAGUUUACUGCAUUUGUUGGAGUAUGGACGCAAAAUAUACCAUUUGGUUUCUUUUCGGCAGCAAAACACAAGUUCUAGCAGUCGAUUCGAGCUAUGAAGAUCCUCAUCGUUGUAUCAGAGAUGAAAACAAGAUGUUACGAAACGAAAAAGCCUUUGAAAAAUUAAUGAUCUCCAU
Hyaloscypha bicolor E is the source of this 2371-nucleotide messenger RNA. RefSeq lists its product as uncharacterized. The transcript has 2 exons. The coding region runs from base 57 to 2144 and encodes 695 amino acids. Lineage: Eukaryota; Fungi; Ascomycota; Leotiomycetes; Helotiales; Hyaloscyphaceae. The record is from RefSeq and is a predicted model, not a curated record. Gene Ontology annotation, biological process: ribosomal large subunit biogenesis; protein import into nucleus.